AUGCAGAAGCAGCUUGCCAGGGAUUACGGAGCAGCCCUUCCUGCCUCGGCCUCCCUGCCCUCCGGUCGCCGGGAAACGGCCUGUCUUUGUGCUGUAGCUCGGAGAACAAACCCGAGGCGGGUAGCACAGCGCGCAGGGCGGCGGACUUCGGUGUCGCUCGCGCGCCUGUNUCCGAGGUCUCUUGACAUCCGAGGCGGGGACGGGGUGCUCCAGUGGCAAGAACAGCAGGACCCGAAGCGCAGAGAGCGCGGGGAGGGCCGACGGGACGCUGAGCGCAGCUCCUGUUCACUUUCGGCUGCUGCCCGCGGCCGGGAAGAGAAGUCCAUAGACGCUGGGCUCUCGGGCUGCAGACUUGUUCCUACCCCCCUGCGUCUCUCAUUUGCACAGAUCCGCAGGCAGUUCUUCAGUGGGAAGGAAAAAAAUCCCGGGAAGGAGAAAAACGAAAACAAAACCACUCCAGCCCGGUCGCCUUUGAUAGGAGUGAAUCCAACCCUGAAUUCUUCGGGAGCAAAGUUUGGGCUCUCAAAUAUGCGGAUAGUGACCAAGCCCCGGGUGUGGGACCUCCCUUCUCCCCUUCCUCCUGCCCCAGAGGCUUGGCCAGCUCUGCUUGGCCCGNUGAGCUUCCAGUCGGACGUGGGCGCCUACCAGAGCGGCCGCUUCUACGCCAAGCCGCCGCAGUGCGUGGACAUCCCGGCCGACCUGCGGCUGUGCCACGACGUGGGCUACAAGCGCAUGGUGCUGCCCAACCUGCUGGAGCACGAGAGCAUGGCCGAGGUGAAGCAGCAGGCCAGCAGCUGGGUGCCCCUGCUCAACAAGAACUGCCACAUGGGCACGCAGGUCUUCCUCUGCUCGCUCUUCGCGCCCGUCUGCCUCGACCGGCCCAUCUACCCGUGCCGCUGGCUCUGCGAGGCCGUGCGCGACUCGUGCGAGCCCGUCAUGCAGUUCUUCGGCUUCUACUGGCCCGAGAUGCUCAAGUGCGACAAGUUCCCCGAGGGGGACGUCUGCAUCGCCAUGACCCCGCCCAACGCCACCGAAGCCUCCAAGCCCCAAGGCACAACUGUAUGUCCUCCGUGUGACAACGAGUUGAAAUCUGAAGCCAUCAUUGAACAUCUCUGUGCCAGUGAGUUUGCACUGAGGAUGAAAAUCAAAGAAGUGAAAAAGGAAAAUGGUGACAAAAAGAUCGUCCCCAAGAAGAAGAAGGCCCUGAAGCUGGGGCCCAUUAAGAAGAAGGAGUUGAAGACGCUGGUCCUGUUCCUGAAGAACGGAGCCGACUGCCCCUGCCACCAGCUGGACAACCUCGGCCACCAGUUCCUCAUCCUGGGCCGGAAGGUGAGGGGCCAGUACCUGCUGACGGCCAUCCACAAGUGGGACAAGAGAAACAAGGAGUUCAGAAGCUUCAUGAGGAAGAUGAGGAGCCACGAGUGUCCCACUUUUCAGUCGGUCUUUAAGUGACUCUCGCGGGGCGGGCUGGGGGGGCGACGGCGGCCCCGGCACCUGGUGGCCCACGCCUACUCCGGCUGGUGGUGGACACUAGCUCAGCCGGCUUUGUUCCUGCACACCCCCCCUCUCCCCUCCUCACCAUGCCCCAGACCCCAGCAUAGCCACAUCCAGGUAAGGAAAGGGCCACUUAGAUGAGGGAGGCUUUUGUGACGUUCCGUGUGGACGGCAGGUGGAGAGCCAUUCAGCCAGGGACAUGAUCACUGAGAAAGAGAACUCUUCCAGUUAAAGAAAGGGGAUCGGGCAAAACGUGAGGGAUGGCAGCAAAAACGAGGUUCCACUUUCUUGGCGUUGUGACAAAUGGCUUGUGGAACUAUGGGCCAA
Messenger RNA from Galeopterus variegatus (Sunda flying lemur), 1821 nucleotides. It is a transcript of the gene SFRP1, whose product is annotated as secreted frizzled-related protein 1. The record is from RefSeq and is a predicted model, not a curated record. The coding region runs from base 1 to 1452 and encodes 483 amino acids. Gene Ontology annotation, biological process: canonical Wnt signaling pathway; non-canonical Wnt signaling pathway; negative regulation of canonical Wnt signaling pathway. The transcript is spliced from 7 exons. Lineage: Eukaryota; Metazoa; Chordata; Mammalia; Dermoptera; Cynocephalidae. Gene Ontology annotation, molecular function: Wnt-protein binding.